AUGACUGGAAAAAUAUUUUCAUCAAUAAAUGAAGAACUUGCAUAUUAUAAAACCCAUGCUUCUAAUUUAGAGCAAACAUUACUUGAUACGCAGAGUUCUAUGGAAGAAUUCCAAUCUUCGUCAAGAGAAUUAGAAGAAGAACUUGAACGUGAAUUGGAACAAUCAGAAAGAAGAUAUGUUGAUAUAAAAGCAAAGAAUGAAAUGUUGAAAAAUGAAGUAGAUCAAUGGAAGCAAAAAUAUUACCAAGCUAGGUCUGAGGCCAAUGUCACACAACAACAAAUGCAAAGAGAACUUGAUAGUUUAAGAAAAGUUGAAAAGACAUAUGCUGUAAAAACUCGCGAGUUGGAACUUGACAAUGAUGAUUUAGAAAGAACAGAAAGAGCUGCAAAAAGUUCAUUGCAAGAUUUAGAAAACAAAUAUAAUAAAGCAAUAGAGCAUGGUGAAUAUGGCCCACCACCACCAUCAGCUUCUCAACUAUAUUCAAUACAUAAGACAGAAUUAUCACGCUCACCAUCACAUGUGUCUAUCGAUUCAAAUUCAUCUGAUGUUAGUCCAAAUCCGGUAAAAAUGGUACAAGAAAUGGUUGGCAGGGUCAAGAGUUUGGAAGCACGUUUAGUAUCAUGUCGUUCACUAGUUACACCUUUAUUAGCACCACCCCCAUCAUAUAGUACAACAAUGCCAUUACAAAAUGGUAUAAAUUCACCCCCAUUAUCACCAAAAAUUUCACGUUUUGAUUCACCUUACAUCACAUCUCUGAAAGAAAAAAGACGUAAUUCUGUUCAAAAAUCAAAAUUUAAUAUUUCACCUACUCCAACUAAAUUAAGCUCAUUUGGCAGGGUUUAA
Molecule: messenger RNA, 843 nt
Organism: Entrophospora sp. SA101
Lineage: Eukaryota; Fungi; Glomeromycota; Glomeromycetes; Entrophosporales; Entrophosporaceae
Source: the annotation of a GenBank genome assembly